AUGGACGUAAACUCACUAUCUACACUGAAGCCGGCGCAUUCAUUUCGCGACAACUCGAUUGGAUCCGUACUAAGCAGUAUUGAUUUUGAUGACAAAGGAGAAUAUUUAGCAGCAGCAUGUUCUGCAGAUGGAGCGGUGCAAAUCUAUGAUGCUUUAAAUCCAAAAUUGGCGAAAAUAGUCUUUUGUCCGGAAAUGGGAUUGGAAAUUGCGCGGUUUACCCAUCAUUCCAAAAACCUGCUCUUAUCUACCAAAAAAACAAACAACAAUCUUUACUAUUAUUCUACAUUUGAUGACAAACUUAUCUCUACUUUUCCAGGCCAUACUGAACGUGUUACGAACUUGGAGGUGUCCCCAAUUGAGGAUCUGUUUGUGAGUACAAGUUACGAUAAAACUCUUAAGCUGUGGGAUAUCCAUCGUACACCUCGUUGUCUUGGAUCAUUGGACUUGCCUUCAGCGGGCUUACCUGCAUAUGAUCCUACAGGACUUGUUUUCGCAGUAGCCUGUCAUUCCUUGUCUUGCAUUUUUCUAUACGAUGCUCGGAAAUAUGACACAGAACCCUUUUCUACGUUUUAUAUUAAUGAUUCUAGAUACCUAUCUCGAUUUUCUUUCCCUCCUAUGAUGCCUGAAUGGCGGCAUAUGGAGUUUUCCAACGAUGGCAAGUUCAUACUUUUGUCCACUCGUGCAAAUGUACAUUAUGUUUUGGAUGCAUUUUCUGGAGAAAUUGUUUCACGACUUGACGGGUUUCAAGAUCUUCCUUCUUCUGAAUCUUCCUUGGGUAGUUCUGUAACCUUUGCACCUCAAGCGCCUUUUGUAAUUGGGGCUGCUAACGAAAAAACAAUCAAUGUUUGGAAUCUCAAGCAUCCGUCUCAUCACAAGGGUAAGUCUAAUCCACCACAGCGUCAAAUCGUCUCCCAAUCCCUCGUCAAGCCUUUCCUUGCUAAGCAUAAUCCCCGUUACCAUCAAUUCGUCACGGGUGGUUCACAACUAGUUUUCUGGCUUCCACAAGAAUAUGAGUAA
Schizosaccharomyces osmophilus is the source of this 1017-nucleotide messenger RNA. It is a transcript of the gene swd22, whose product is annotated as mRNA cleavage and polyadenylation specificity factor complex, WD repeat protein Swd22. The record is from RefSeq and is a predicted model, not a curated record. Gene Ontology annotation, cellular component: Set1C/COMPASS complex. The transcript has a single exon. Gene Ontology annotation, molecular function: protein binding; chromatin binding. The coding region runs from base 1 to 1017 and encodes 338 amino acids. Lineage: Eukaryota; Fungi; Ascomycota; Schizosaccharomycetes; Schizosaccharomycetales; Schizosaccharomycetaceae.